UUUUUUCUUUCGUUUUCGCUUUGCUCUUGAAAAGGGAUUAUUGUCGAUACAGGGGUUGGUGUUAAUUCUGCCAUUUGGUGAAAAGAAACAGACCAAAAAGCCUUUUAAAACUGUAAUAACCAGACGUAGAACCUCCACUGCUCGCUGAAUCUUUCAAUCCACAACGUUAACCUUGGCUGCUGCAAAAUCUUUACUUUGUUCUUUCUCUCUUUGCUUCGGCAUAGCCUGGGUGACACUCUCAAUUUUGUUCUGAAGUUCCUCUGUUUCCCAGUUCUCUUAGUUUCAAGAAUUCUUGGUCUGAAAAUUAGAAAAUAGAACCCACCAUGUCGUCUGUACAAGUGUCAGCACGAACAGGACGACUUCGACAACGUUACGAAGACAAUUUGCGACUUGUCUCUGGAUGCAUUCCGUAUAGAUGGAGAAAGAAUAAGAACCAUCAGAAGGGAGAUAUGGAGGACAUAAUAGAAGUUCUUAUGGUUUCUUCACCAAAACGCAACGACCUUGUAUUCCCAAAGGGGGGAUGGGAGAACGAUGAGACUGUCAUGGAAGCUGCUUGCCGGGGUUUUGAAGAAGCUGGAGUCAAAGGAAUACUGAGAGAAACUCCCUUGGGCAUGUGGGAGUUCAGAAGCAAAAGCAGCCAGGACUUGUGCACCCUGGAAGGAGGCUGCAGAGGAUACAUGUUUGCCUUAGAGGUGACUGAAGAACUUGAGAUCUGGCCAGAGCAGAAAAAUCGUAAUCGUCAGUGGUUGAACAUAAGGGAUGCAUUCAGACUCUGCCGAUAUGAUUGGAUGUGCAGGGCACUGGAGGAGUUUCUGAGAGUAGUGGCAGAGGACAGAAGUCUUAAGAAGCUAGAUGCGCCAAUUGAUCCUCCUUCAAAUUCAAUAUCAGAUGUCUCAGAAAGCCAAAUUCUGUCACCUAACUGUUACAAAAUACACUCUACUGCUCAACACCUUAGUAUGUCUUCUAAACCCAAUCUCCUGGCACUUACUUCUCAAGGGAUAGCCGUUCGCUUUGGUUUUUGACAUAUUCUGUACCCUUGUGCAGUUGGUUUCUGUAAUAAAUCAACUACUGUGUCCAGUAACUCCUUCCAAUUUGAGGGAGAACAAACUGUAAACUAACGGUUUGGGUACCCUAUUUGGCUAUGGACUUUUGAUGUAGCUUUUUUUUGGCUUUCUUUCAUUGUGAUCAUGUAAAAUAUUGUGGUAGAUUUCUCCAGAGAGAUCAUUCUUCAUAGGCUAGUAAGUUUUCUGCUUCCCCGCCAUUCAAUAUGAAGCCUCUAAAGUAGCAUCAUUUGUGAGAUUCUGGCCUUGUAACGAAUAGCACAGCCAAAAUUCUGUAGUCUUCUAAGGUGAAGCUCCAAUCUCUUCACGCUCAACAGCAGUGAAGAAGUCAUUCUACUUAAUUGUUUUCAAGCCAGUAAUUCCUAUAAAUCUUCUCCAUUUCUGUCUCUAAA
This is a messenger RNA of Neltuma alba, 1453 nucleotides long. Its product is annotated as nudix hydrolase 13, mitochondrial-like. Lineage: Eukaryota; Viridiplantae; Streptophyta; Magnoliopsida; Fabales; Fabaceae. Gene Ontology annotation, molecular function: pyrophosphatase activity. The record is from RefSeq and is a predicted model, not a curated record. Gene Ontology annotation, cellular component: cytoplasm; nucleus.